Penicillium canescens is the source of this 1521-nucleotide messenger RNA. Its product is annotated as MFS transporter. Gene Ontology annotation, molecular function: transmembrane transporter activity. The record is from RefSeq and is a predicted model, not a curated record. Lineage: Eukaryota; Fungi; Ascomycota; Eurotiomycetes; Eurotiales; Aspergillaceae. The coding region runs from base 1 to 1521 and encodes 506 amino acids. Gene Ontology annotation, biological process: transmembrane transport. The transcript has a single exon.
AUGGUCGCUUUGCCGACAGACAGCCAAGCGGGCAAAGGGCCCUCCCGACCAAAACCCACCCCCGGACUUGGCGAGGAAAACGGCCAUGUAGAUGAGACCACGGCUCUCUUGAAACCUGGCACAGCUAUACGUGCUAGCGAUGAAAGCGACGACGAUGAUGAAAAACCUCUGCCCAGGUUCCAGAUCCUGCUGCUUUGCUAUGCCCGGACAAUCGAACCUUUGGCCUUCUUCUCCGUCUUUCCCUACGUAAGCCAGAUGGUCCAGGAGAAUGGUAAUGUUGCGGACUCGGAUAUCGGCUUUUACAGCGGGCUUAUCGAGUCGUUAUUCUCUCUAACGCAGGCUAUUGUCAUGAUAUUCUGGGGUCGCGCUGCCGACCGUCUCGGGCGGAAGCCCGUCCUUGUCUUCUCUUUGGUCGGCGUGACAAUAGCGACGGGCCUCUUCGGGGUGGCAAGAACCAUACCGCAAAUGAUCCUGUUCAGAUCUAUUGCUGGUAUAUUCGCCGGGACAAUCAUUACAAUUCGCACCAUGGUGGCCGAGCACAGCACGCCUAAGACCCAGGCCCGUGCGUUUAGCUGGUUCGCUUUCACUGGAAACUUGGGCAUCUUCCUAGGACCUCUGAUAGGCGGUGCCCUUGCUAACCCGGCAAUUCAAUACCCGGGCGCUUUUGGGGGGAUUCGUUUCUUCGAAAACUACCCCUACGCUCUCUCCAGCCUGGUGGUUGCCCUGGUCGGUGCCACCGCUGUGGUGUCUACUGCUUUGUUUGUUGAGGAGACUCUAAAGAAGAGCCUGACUUUUGACAGUGAUGAGGAAGAGGCGGGCUCUAAUGCUUCGACCCAGACCGAUCUUUCGACAUGGGAGCUUCUGAAAUCGCCAGGUGUGAGUAUAGUCAUCUAUACGUUUGGGCACAUCGCGGUCCUCGCCUUUGCAUUCACUGCUAUUGUGCCUGUCUUUUGGUUUACUCCUAUACACCUCGGUGGAUACGACUUCACGCCUCUACAAAUUUCGCUAAUGAUGGGUCUGAACGGUGCUGCUCAAGCCGCAUGGCUCCUCCUAGUGUUCCCUCCAUUACAGCGGAGAAUCGGUUCGAACGGUGUGAUACGCCUCUGUGCCUCUGCUUGGCCGGCGUUCUUCAUAGUAUUCCCUAUUGGCAAUGUCCUCCUGCGUCAGGGCACCGAUGCUUCUGUUAAUGCUUUCUGGAUCUUUGCGCCGGUAACACUGGUUAUAGGCUGUGGAGUCAGCAUGAGCUUCACGGCAAUCCAGCUCGCUCUCAAUGAUAUUGCGCCGUCGCCGAGGUUUCUGGGCACACUAAACGCGCUAGCCCUGACCGGUAGCAGCGGGUUGAGAGCCUUCUGUCCGGCCCUCUUCACCAGCCUCUUCGCACUUGGUGCGAGGACACAGCUGGCUGGAGGCUAUGCUAUCUGGAUAUUACUGGUUUUGAUUGCUUCUGGGUUGUCGCUUGCAGCGAAAUACCUGCCUGAGCCGAAGAAGGCCUGUAAACGCCAGAACAGUCACGAGAGGUGA